Molecule: messenger RNA, 3104 nt
Organism: Macrobrachium nipponense
Lineage: Eukaryota; Metazoa; Arthropoda; Malacostraca; Decapoda; Palaemonidae
Gene: MED17
Product: mediator of RNA polymerase II transcription subunit 17-like
Exons: 8
Coding region: 34-2019 (661 amino acids)
Biological process (GO): regulation of transcription by RNA polymerase II
Cellular component (GO): mediator complex; core mediator complex
Molecular function (GO): transcription coregulator activity
Source: RefSeq, a predicted model, not a curated record
UUUCCUUCUGAUGUAAACAAUGCCAAAGUGAUCAUGGCAGACAUACGUCUCGAAGUUCCUGCAGAAAACGCCGUAUUAGAGGUUCUCUACGAUGGCACAGAACUGUAUCAGCAACCGCCAUCUAUGUCAGAGAACCUCACCCAGUUGGCAAGAAAGAUUGACUUUGCCACAGAUGGUGAGGAUGGAGCAACUGAAGAUAAAAAAGAGGAAGAGGAGGAGGAAGAAAAGCAACCUUUUCAGCAGCCUCAUUGGAACCUAGAAGGUGUAAGAAACAAAGUUAGACAAGCAUUAACAGAGAUGUGUGUUCUACAUGAUCUGUUGGUGAUAGUAAAACAGAAACCACCUCAGUACAUGGUUCUUGAUCCAGUUCUCACUGAUGCUCCAGAACCUAAAUCUUACAUGCAGUUUCUAGCUCUGAAGAAGAGUCUUCAGUCUGCAGCAUCAAUACUGAUUAAUGGUGCUGAUCGACUUCGUGCAUCUCAAGCAGAGUUAGGAAGACCAAACCGAUCUGUUCUUGAUUUCCAUAUUGAAUUAUUAAAGUUACGCCAGAACUGGAGAUUGAGAAAGGUUGCUAAUAAUAUAAUUGGUGAUCUUUCGUAUCGUUCAGCUGGAUCCACUUUUAAACAUACUGGUAUUUUUGAAGUAACUAAAGCUGAUGAGGGGUCAAGCCCAAGCAGUGCACUGACACCUGGUGGAGCUUCACCAAUGUCACCUGUAGCCAGUCGAGGAACACCAACUUCAUCUUUAAGAGUAACAGUACCUGCAGAACUUGAAGGCUCUGCAUUUAUUUUUGUAUGCAUAAAGAAAGAUGAGGAAGAUAUUUGCUCUGCUCAGCUACACAGUAAUGAAUGUGUGUCAAUUGGGGAAACCCCUUGGCAGCAGAAAUUGGAGAAUGCUCAGAAUGUUUUGUUCUGUAAGGAACUGUUCAGUCAACUGGCCCGGGAAGCAGUGAAACUUACACCCUCCAUACCUCAUCUGGUAGUUGGCAAUCAAAUAACAGCAACCAUAUUUCCUGGCAUCCAUCUUCUUGUGGGACUGUGUCAUUCUGAUGGCAAAGGGAAUCGCAAUAAGGCUAGUAACCAGAUCCAGGCAGGAAGCAGUAAUGCAGUUGUGGGGGGAAGUGGUACAGGAAUUCUAGGUCCUGGGACAGUGAAUGGUUUGGGACCUUCAAAAUAUAAACAUGAGCAUGAUUUAGAGCAUUCUUUACAUCAGUUACUACACCGGGUCUACCAUCAGAGUUUCCAGCACCCUCUUCCACACCCUGUAUAUGCUCCAAUGGGGAUGUCAAAGCGGCGUCGAGCUGCUGGACCAGAAGGAAUGGAGAGAAAUCAGAUUAUUCAGAUGACAAAAGAGAAAACCUUACUGGAACAGAUAAUUAGGCAAGUACAACACAACUUUUUGAGACUCAGAACGAUGUACGUCAUUGAUCAGCUAGCAGCAGAGUUCAAAGAUCCACUUAUUGUGUCUCACUGGAAUGCUUUCAAUUCACCUACUCAGUCAUGUGUGAAAAUAAACAUUGUUACUCAAGGUUAUGACUCUGUUUUAAGAACUAAAUUAGUUAUUCACAUCUAUGAAAGAACUCUCAAGUGCAUAUGCAGAGAUGGAAAAAUAAUGACUAUGUCCUUUGAACCUCAAGAAUUGAGAAAUCUUAUAUUUUGUCAAAUUUCACAACAUAACAUGGCUGCGGUUCAAGGUUUAGCAAAAUAUAAUGGAUGGACAGUGUUGUCGUCUGAGCAGAACAUUGGAACUGGUGCAAUUGAACCUCUGGGCAAUGCUUCGACAGUCAUUCUCGCUUCACCCUCUGGCAACAAAGUCAUAGGAGUGCAUUCUGGGCCUCACCAGCGCAUCUCACUUUAUGUGUCAUCAUCACCAAGACCAGACUUCUAUCCAUCAACUGUAGUGAAUGAACAGAGAUGGGAACAUUUAGGAACUGCCUGGCAAGAAGUACGACAUGAUCGCAUGGAGGGACGCAAUUUUUUAAACAAGAUGGAACUUUUAAUGGCAGCUUUAACUGCAUGAAAUUAGUGAUUUAUAUAAACAACUUCACCUGAAAUUUAAAUGCAAAAUAUUGUGUGAUGGAGAGAUCUUGAAGGCAAGUGUUUUUUAACUGAAUUAUAAAAGGAAGGUUUAAUUCUUGUUAUAAUUCACAUCUUAUUUUAUUGGAAAAUAAUGGCACAGCAAGGGUCUGAAAUCGAGGUAUGAGCUGACAUAUCACUGUGGCAUGUUACAGUACUCUUAAAGGACAGUAGCAUUUAUACAGUCCUUGACUGUAAUAUCAAGUGUUUAUGCCAAAGAAAAAUCUGAGGUGUGUAGCAGAACCAUAGCUAGAAAGAAGGUUCCACUGUAAUAAUUUACAGAAAUGAAAUGAAAAGGAAUUACUACUCCCAAAUGAACAUCUGUAGUAUGCAGUAUUGUUUUAAGCUAACAACCAAUACGUAUUUAUUUUGAUGAUUAUUUUGAACUUGGUUAGAUUUGAUAUUCUUUUUAAUAAUUUACAUUAGACAAAAUUUAGUUAAUUAUAAAGUCAUCCACUCUGAUAAUUCAAACUUCAUUGAAUUUCCUUAAUGUUGAUUGUAAUAAUGAUACUACAUAGUUGGAAAUCCAGCUAUGCUUUUGGUAGCUUGAACAAAAGCAGUUAUCAUUAUAAUGUAAUGUCUUCAAUUUUUUUCCUAAUGUAGGGAUUAGUUUCAUAAAUUCGCAAACCAUAUUAUUUACCAGAUUACUGUACACAUAAAAAUUUGUCUUUAAAUUAUUAGAUUGUACAUAGUAGUACUUGCUUUAUUUACUUGAAAUUUUUACAGGUUUCACCAGGAAAUACUCUUGUCUAAUUUAAUUUCAGAGAUAUUUUGACUUUCAAAAACAAGGUAAUCUUUUCAUGUACAGUAAUAGGAGAGAAUAAUGCAAUUGCCAUGUACAUUGAAUAUUUUUUUUUAUUAAACUUCAAAUUUUUUUUUCUACUGUAGAUAUUACUCAUUAUGAAAUUAAAUGUGCAUAGGUAUACUUUGAAAUUAUAGUUAUACUACCUCAUUUCUUGGUGGUAAAAUGCUUAUAAAGAUAGUCUUGAUUAUGUUCAAAUUUAAAUAAAUAAUUUUAUUACCACUUUA